CACUGCGCCAAAGCCAGCCAACACUAAGAAGUUUGCCGCGAUCAUCACAACAGUGAUAAUAGGAUUUGUGGUUCUUCUGCUAUUGCCUGGCUUCCUGAUUUGGAGGAAGGUCCGACGCAACAAGGAAGCUACCAUGUUUGAUGGCAUCAUCAGAGGCAAAUGUCCCAUGUACGAUUUCGAAACCAUCAGAGCCGCCACCGGUGGAUUUCAUCCCGAGAACGAAAUUGGGCGCGGUGGCUUUGGCAUUGUUUACAAGGGUCAAAUGCAAGAUGGCCAGAAAAUUGCUGUGAAGAAGUUGUCAACUAACAACAGAGUGCAAGGCAUGAAAGAGUUCAAGAACGACGUGGACCUCAUUGCCAGGCUGCAGCAUCGCAACCUUGUACGCCUGCUUGGCUGUUGCAUCCACUACUCUGAUAGGAUACUCGUCUACGAGUACAUGAGUAACAAGAGCUUGGACAACUUCAUCUUUGAUCUGAGGAGGCGUGCCACUUUGAGCUGGAAGACUAGGAUGGACAUCAUCCUUGGCGUUGCUAGAGGGCUUCUCUACCUUCAUCAGGAUUCGAGGCACACUAUGAUCCACCGAGAUCUCAAGGCAGCCAACGUUCUCCUUAAUGGAGAGAUGGUCGCCAAGAUAUCGGAUUUCGGAAUCGCGAAGUUGUUCAGCAACAUCGACGACAACCAGGAUUCCACCGUCACGGAAAGGAUUGUUGGGACAUUUGGUUACAUGGCACCGGAGUACGCCAUGGACGGCAUGGUAUCAUUCAUGCAGGAUGUGUACAGUUUUGGUGUGUUGUUGCUCGAGAUCGUCAGUGGGAGGAGGAACCAACGAAAUUUCAACCUCAUAGCUCAUGCGUGGAAGCUAUUUGAAGAAAACAAAAGCCUCAAGCUCCUUGACCCAACUGUGCGCGAUGACUGCUCCCAUGAGGAGCUAGAGCAGGCGGCGACGUGCAUCCAGGUAGGGUUAUUGUGCGUUCAAGAGAGCCCGAGCCAACGGCCGCAAAUGGCUGUUGUGAUCCCCAUGUUGUCGCAGCAACAGGUGCCAAGGCGGCCACUUCGACCGGUGGUCUGCAUGCCAGUGAGCACUCGGGACGAUCAUCUCAAUAGGCAGGAGGACACGUCUAGCAACUUCCAGAUGAUCAUUACGGACCUUGAAGGCCGGUAGGUAGAAGGCAUGGAUGGACGAAUGGAAGACAUAUUACUGAGGCCGCCUUGUUCGGUUAAGCCACUCCCCAGGUGGAUUAGAGUGGAUUGAAGGGGAUUUCGAAAGAAUUUGACAUAGAUGGGAUUUAAUCCCUGCCAAUACCUAUCAAUCCCUCCCAUUUGUCAUGUAACCGAAGGAGGCCUCAUGACUUCCUAAAUGUAAUCGGGUAGAACAGGUGCAUGCACUCGGUGGAAUGGAAUGGAUCUACACAAGAAGUGACCUCUUAAUCUGUAAAAUAAUACCUAUGUUAUUCAAGGAGACUGAUAACAUAUUAAAAUUUUGA
This is a messenger RNA of Hordeum vulgare subsp. vulgare (domesticated barley), 1484 nucleotides long. Its product is annotated as putative receptor-like protein kinase At4g00960. The record is from RefSeq and is a predicted model, not a curated record. Gene Ontology annotation, molecular function: protein kinase activity; ATP binding. The transcript is spliced from 6 exons. NCBI's taxonomy places the organism in Eukaryota, Viridiplantae, Streptophyta, Magnoliopsida, Poales, Poaceae. The coding region runs from base 134 to 1162 and encodes 342 amino acids. Gene Ontology annotation, biological process: protein phosphorylation.